GUUUUUUCUACUUCACUUUUGUCCCAACACAAAUCCCCAAAUCAAAAAGUUGGACCAUCCCAAUUGCUAAAAUUUGGAAAAUGGUGUUGGGUCAUGUUCUUCUUCUAUCACUAAUUAGCCUCUCCACCACUGUCGACUCUCAAUCAAUCAUCAAAACCCUACCUGGGUUUCAUGGAGAUCUCCCAUUUUACCUUGAAACUGGGUAUGUUGGUGUAGGGGAAAGGGAAGAGUUGCAAUUUUUCUACUACUUGUUUGAGUCAGAAAGGAAUCCAAAAGAUGAUCCUCUUGUUCUUUGGUUCUCAGGAGGACCUGGCUGCUCUGUGCUUUCUGCUAUUGUAUAUCAAAAUGGUCCACUAAUUUUUGAUUAUGCAAACUCCACUGGGAACAUACCAUCACUCAUGCUGAGACCAUAUUAUUGGACAAAGGUUGCAAACAUACUAUAUUUAGAUACACCUGUGGGCACUGGAUUCUCAUACUCAACAACAUGGGAAGGAUACAAAACAGGUGAUUUAUCUUCAGCAGAAAAAGCCUAUGAGUUUCUGAUAAAGUGGCUUAUGGAGCACCCCAAAUUUCUCUCAAAUCCACUCUAUAUUGGAACUGAUUCUUAUGGGGGCUUAACUGCUCCAAUCAUUGUUCAGAAAAUUUCUGAUGGGAAUGAUAAAGGGAGCAAGCCUAGAGUGAACCUCAAAGGACUCAUAUUAGGCAAUCCUCUUACCGAUUUUAAGUACGAUUUGAACUCAAGAAUUGCAUAUGCUCACCAAAAGGAACUCAUUUCCAACAAACUUUAUCAGUCAACUAAGAAAAAUUGCAAAGGCGAGUAUCUUAGUCCAGAUCGAAGCAACAAACUAUGCAUCAACAAUCUUCAAGCUAUCAACAAGACUUUUGAGCAAUUAUACUUGUUCAAUAUAAUGGAACCCAAAUGUAGUACGUGGAACCUCAGUUCUUUUACGAGAGGGAAUGAGCUACUCGCAACCAUGAAAAAGUUAGAUGUUUUGACUCAAUCUAAACAUUUAACGAAUUGGUGUCGUGAUUUUACGCUAUUCUAUUCUUACAUAUGGGCUAAUGAUAAGAAUGUCCAAAGUGCUCUUCAUGUACGAGAGGGGACUAUAAAGGAGUGGCCAAGAUGCAAUCUUAGUUUGUGGUAUAAAAUUGAUGUUCGAAGCAGUCUUCAGUAUCAAAAAUUGCUUACCAACAAAGGCCACCGUGUUUUGAUUUUCAGUGGUGAUCAAGACUUGGCUAUUCCUUAUUUGGGUACCCUUGCUUGGAUACACACUCUAAAUUUGACAAUAACUGAUGAUUGGCGACCAUGGCUGAUCGAUGAUCAGAUUGCUGGCUUUGUAAUUACCUAUUCUAAGGGCAAAUACAAUUUGACAUUUGCAACUGUUAAGGGAGGAGGUCACACAGCUUCAGAAAUAAAGCCUAAGGAGGCCUUCGUCAUGAUCGAUAGGUGGUUCGCUUAUCAUUCACUGUAGCAAUUUGGUUCUAUGUGUUGACAAAAAAUUAGUGAAUAAAAAUAAUGAUAUAUGAGCUUAAAUUUUAUAAU
Manihot esculenta (cassava) is the source of this 1543-nucleotide messenger RNA. RefSeq names its product serine carboxypeptidase-like 17. Gene Ontology annotation, molecular function: serine-type carboxypeptidase activity; acyltransferase activity, transferring groups other than amino-acyl groups. Lineage: Eukaryota; Viridiplantae; Streptophyta; Magnoliopsida; Malpighiales; Euphorbiaceae. Bases 81 to 1472 code for a protein of 463 amino acids. Gene Ontology annotation, biological process: secondary metabolic process; proteolysis. The record is from RefSeq and is a predicted model, not a curated record. The transcript has 14 exons.